Molecule: messenger RNA, 991 nt
Organism: Darwinula stevensoni
Lineage: Eukaryota; Metazoa; Arthropoda; Ostracoda; Podocopida; Darwinulidae
Source: the annotation of a GenBank genome assembly
CGUCGCUUGCCAUGCGUAUAAAAGGGCGGGGCCGGCAAGGCAAAGCAAGGAGAAGAACGACAGCCAAAAUGUGGAUCGUCAGCCUUUUGCUCUCGGUGUUUCUGCUGGGCUCAUCGGUAGAUGGCCAGUGCGAUGGGUGCCAAUGCGGUGGGUACUUCACAGAGCUCAGUGGAUCUUUCUGGUCUCCGAAUUACCCAUAUAAUUACUACGACAAUCUCUACUGCACGUACACCAUCAGCCUCCCAUCGGGCUAUUCCAUGUACUAUGAGUACGUCUCUUUCAACAUCGAGGAGAGUCCGUCUUGCCAGUACGAUAGCAUCAUGGUCCAAUGCCCUGCCACGGGGUGGGCGGAGAGCCGUUGUGGGCACUAUAGCUCCCUAGGUCCGUUUUACGAAGUCCACAAUUAUCUAAACUUUGUGUUCAAGACGGACUCCUCCGUUACAUACAGAGGAUUCCUUCUCGACUACUGGGCCUACUAUGAGAAAUGCGAAGAAGGAUGGCUGGAGCACGACGGAGCCUGCUACUCGUUCGAGAACGAGCCGAGGACUGGAAGCGAGGCGCAACUUGAAUGCGAGAAAAACUGGGCCAACUUGGCAAGCGUUCGCAGCGAGGAGGAGAAUGCCUUCAUCGGUGAAAAUGCUCCAUCGUCACCCGUCUGGAUCGGACUCCAAAAAAUCGACGAGAAAUUGAGAUGGGCUGACGAAAGUCGUUACGAGGAAGCGACCUUCCACCAGAACUUUCACUUCGAAGAUGGAUUCGCAUACGCCGGGGCGGAGCAGCGAGCCGAGGAAGACGAUUCCGAAGAAAUUCGCCUUCCCUACGUCUGUAAGAAAUAUAUCGGAUCUGUGCGCGACAUCCCUUCCAACUGAUGCUCGAUUCGCGAUGAAGCGUCAAUAAACACAAACAGAAAAGCAUAGAUGCCUGGUAUUCCUUGAUUCAUUUCGAUGCUCAGUGACGAAAGCGAUUCUUCGAUUUUCAGUGAAAGUGGCCU